Messenger RNA from Lathyrus oleraceus (garden pea), 384 nucleotides. RefSeq lists its product as uncharacterized. The transcript has a single exon. The record is from RefSeq and is a predicted model, not a curated record. Bases 1 to 384 code for a protein of 127 amino acids. Gene Ontology annotation, molecular function: nucleic acid binding. NCBI's taxonomy places the organism in Eukaryota, Viridiplantae, Streptophyta, Magnoliopsida, Fabales, Fabaceae.
AUGCAAGAAUUUGCUAAGGAAAUGGGCUUCAAAUUGUUAACUUUUACGCCAUAUUAUGCUCAGACUAAUGGUCAGGUCGAAAUAGCUACUAAGGUGAUUAUUGGUUUGAUUAAGAAACAUGUGGGGAAGAAGCCUAUAAAUUUGCACAAAACUUUAGAUCAGAUUUUGUGGGCAUGUCGUACCUCUCCCAAGGAAGCCACAAAUUCAACCCCUUUUCGAAUGACCUUUGGUCAUGAUGUAGUUCUACUAGUAGAAAUUUACCUACAAUCUAUAAGUAUUCAGAGGCAUCAUGAAAUUCCAUCAGAGUCAUAUUGUAACAUGAUGUUGGAUGAGCUAAUCGAUCUAGAUGAAGAGAGACUAAAUGCUUUGGAGUUAUUAAAAUAG